This is a messenger RNA of Ahaetulla prasina, 1200 nucleotides long. RefSeq lists its product as uncharacterized. The record is from RefSeq and is a predicted model, not a curated record. Bases 1 to 1200 code for a protein of 399 amino acids. The transcript has 3 exons. Lineage: Eukaryota; Metazoa; Chordata; Lepidosauria; Squamata; Colubridae.
AUGGGCCUUUUUCCAGUCACCGGAUCUUCGUGGGCGCUCCCGGGCUUCAUUCCCGAUCGCUCGGUGACUCAGCAGAGCCUCUGCAUCGAUCUUCGACUGGCUCUCCGGCUACCCACUGAGGCCUUCAGUCUACAUUCUAAUUCUAACGGACAAUGUGGCCGCAAAGGCUCAUGUGAACCACCUGGGGGGAACCCACUCUCAGCCUCUCUUGCAAGAGGCAGUGCAACUGGGUCUCUGGGCGGAGGCUCACCUGAGGUCCAUACGGGCCUCUCAUAUAUCAGGGGUGGCAAACACACAGGCCGACUGGCUCAGCCGAGUCUCAGUCGACCAGGGGGAGUGGCGACUGAAUCCGGAUAUGUUCCUCGAGAUCACACUCCGCUUCGGGAACCCACUGGUAGACCUCUUUGCCACUCGAGACAAUCGUCAACUGGAUCGGUUCUUCUCAAGGUACCCAGUCCAGGGGGCGGAGGGCAUAGACGCCCUGCGCAGCCCUUGGCCCCCCGGCCUCCUUUAUGCCUUCCCUCCCAUUCCAACAAUACCCAAGGUUAUCAGGAAGAUGCUGAGGGAACAGGCGGAACUCAUCUUGCUGGCUCCACACUGGCCUUGGCGCCCGUGGUUUGCGGACCUGGUGGCUCUCUCAGUGGCUCCCCCGUGGAAACUUCCUCAGACCAAGAUCUCGCUCAGCCAAGGGCAGCUGACUCAUCCGGACCCUCAGUGGUUCAAGCUGACCGCCUGGCGCUUGAGCGGAGCCUCCUGAGGAAGAGACAUGUACCUGCCAAUGUCGCCAACACCAUCCAGGUGUCUCGUCGUAGUUCCACCAUUCGCAUCUACGGCUCGACGUGGCGCACCUUCUACACCUGGUGUUCAAGCAAGAACAUAGACCCUACCACCGCUUCUACGAUCACUAUCCUGAUCUUCCUUCAACACGGAUUGGAACAAGGUCUGGCAGCGAACACGCUUCGACGACAGGUAGCUGCUUUCUCUUCUAUUUUAACUUGCGGUGCUAAACGCUCCCUAGCCCACCGGCCCCUCAUCCGUCAAUUUCUGAGGGGAGCAACCAACCUUUGUCCUCCAGUAGUCCACAGGUAUCCAUCUUGGGACCUCACGAAGGUUCUAACAUCCUUCACCAAGGGCCCCUUUGAACCUUUGCGGGAGUGUGGCCUUUCUAGUAGCCAUCACUUCAGCUCGCAGAAUUUCUGA